This is a messenger RNA of Sporothrix brasiliensis 5110, 2502 nucleotides long. Its product is annotated as bcs1-like protein. Gene Ontology annotation, biological process: protein insertion into mitochondrial inner membrane from matrix; mitochondrial respiratory chain complex III assembly. The transcript has 2 exons. NCBI's taxonomy places the organism in Eukaryota, Fungi, Ascomycota, Sordariomycetes, Ophiostomatales, Ophiostomataceae. Gene Ontology annotation, cellular component: mitochondrial inner membrane. Gene Ontology annotation, molecular function: ATP hydrolysis activity; ATP binding. The record is from RefSeq and is a predicted model, not a curated record. The coding region runs from base 1 to 2502 and encodes 833 amino acids.
AUGGCGACCAAUGCAUCCUGCAAUACCAUGACAGACCCUAUGGCCACCGUCAGUCGGGCCUCGGAUCCCUUUACUAGCCAGUCCUCGGUGCCGUCGGCCGCCCUGUUGGAUUUCUUCUUCCCGGGUCUGUCCGUCUUCACUGGUGCCCUUCAGCGGUACCUGCAUAUCGACCUCAACUACUAUUUCCCGCUCGUGCUGUUUCUCGGCGGUGUCACCUUUGCUUGGAAUUACUUCAGCAGCUACCUUUAUGCGCAGCUCGAGAACCACUUUAUGUCCACAGUCGAGGUCCGCUACGACGAUGAGGUAUACAACAUGCUCAUGACCUGGGUCGCCUGCCAGCCGUUUGCCCAGAACGCCCGUCGGUUUAUCGUCAACACCAUGGUCGGAUCUCGCUCAUGGUCGGUUUGGGAGUUGCAGUAUGAGGAGCGCCGUCGCAAUGCCUACGACUCGGACGACGAGGGCGGCGAUGACAGCGACGAAGACGACGACGCUGGGGCCGACACGUCGCCCGAGGGUCUCGCGAAGAAGAAGAAGCAAAAGAAAGCCCUCUCCUACACCCCGACCUUUGGCACGUACUACUUUUGGUUCCGCGGCAGCCUGCUCGUCUUCCGCCGCACACAGAGCCGCGACAAUGCCGCCGUCAGCUCCGACCAGCGCGAGUCCAUCUCUGUGUCUUGUUUCGGUCGCAACCCGGCCGUUCUCAAGCAUCUGCUGCUCGAGACCCGUCGCAUGUACAUGCGCCGUGAUGUGCACAAGACCGUCAUUUACCGUGGCAGCAGCAGCGGCGGCAGGUACCGUGUCAAGGACGGCCUUGUGGCUGAUGUGGAAGACUACCUUGAUCCCGUUACACGCCGUUGGUAUGCGAACCGUGGUAUCCCUUACCGCCGUGGUUACCUGCUGUACGGUCCACCGGGUACUGGCAAGUCGUCGCUGAGCGUCUCGCUCGCCGGCCACUUUAACAUGAACAUUUACAUUGUGAGCUUGAACGGCGUCGCCGCCACCGAAGAGACUCUCUCCGUGCUGUUCAACGACCUGCCGCGUCGCUGCAUUGUGCUGCUAGAGGACAUUGAUACCGCCGGCCUAACGCAUACGCGCGAUCCCUCGUCCAGCGGCAAGGACGAGGGAGGGAGUGGAUCCGACAGUGGCAGUGACAGCGACAGCGACAGCGACAGCGACAGCAGUGAUAGCAGCGAGGAUGAAGAUGGUGAGAAGGACGGCGGUGGCGAUAAGAAAAAGACCGAUGACGACAAGGACGGCAAGGAGAAGAGCAGCCGCAGCCGCAGCAGGAAGAAGGACAAGGCCGGCCGCUUGUCACUCUCGGGACUGCUCAACAUCCUCGAUGGCGUUGCCAGUCAGGAGGGCCGCAUCCUCAUCAUGACGACGAACCACGUGGAAAAGCUCGACAAAGCGCUGAUCCGUCCCGGUCGCGUUGACAUGAUGGUUAAGUUUGACCGUGCCGAUCGUGACAUGACAGAGGCUCUCUUCCGGUCCAUUUUUGCUACGCUUGAGGGAGAUGGCGUACCGGUGAUGGACAGUGCCAAGAAGGAUGCUGAGGCCAAGACCAUGACCAAGGAGGAGAUUGCGGACGAACAGGCCGCUGCUGCCGCCCGUCUAGAUACUUUCGCCAAGGAGUUCUCGGCCGUCAUACCCGAGCUCACCUUUAGCCCCGCUGAGCUGCAGGGCUUCCUCUUAAAGCACAAACGUGACCCUGCAGGUGCUGUCGCGGGUGCCGCCGAGUGGGUGACGACGGCUAAGGCUGCCAAGGACAAAGCAGAGAAGCGCAAUGAGCGCAAGAAGGAGAAGUCCAAGGCCAAGGAGGACCGCCAUAAGCAAAAGCAGAAGGCGAAGAAGGAGAAAAAAGCCGCCGAGAAGGCCGCCGCCAAAGCCACGAAGGAGGCUAAGGAGGCGAAAGAGAAGGACGCGGCCAAGAAGAGAGCUGUCAAGAACUUGCUUAAAAAGGCGGGGACAACAUCCGAGAAGAAGAGUGACAGGGCUUCAGACGACGACGAUCUGGACCUUGCAGCCCUGUCGGACCUCUACAACAGCGACGGCGAUGCGGACGCGCGGAAUAGCAGCGGCGAGGACGACAGCGACGUCAAUAUCAACGACUACAGCUCGGACACUGACAGUGAGGCCGAGAGGAAGAGGCAGAAAGAGGCAAAAAAGGAAAAGCUCAAGCUGCAGCAGCGCAGACGGCGUCAGCAGCAGCAGCGGGCCAAGAGUCGCUCGGUUGUUGCAACCGGGACCCCUGCGCAGGCUUCAGCUACCAUUACACCUUCCUCUUCGCUUGCGUCCGCGGCAACUCUUACGAUUCCGGCGGCGCAAAUCUCGGACCCACCUGUCUCGUCGGCAUCGUCCGCGGCCGAUCUGUCAGAUCGGUCUGGGACGUCGUCAUACGCGUCAUCAAAGGCGACCACUGUUGACAGCGCUUCUUCGGAAAUUGAUGCAGCUGAUUUUGCACAAAGAGUGCAGGACAAGACUAAGAAGCCUAUCGAGGCCUAA